ACACAAGUUAGCCACUGUAGGUCGUUAGCUUCAGUCACGAGUAGAUAAAUGAAACUCCAGCGUUGACUUUAUCGGUUUUCUAAUAAAGAAGAGGAAAAUGUAGCACUCGUUUCUGCACAUGUGAAACUCAGCUGUUUUUGUGACGUUGGUGGAAAUGUCGGCGGUUAGUCUCGGCGCCGCGACAGCGUAUCGUGGCUUGUUAUUGAAAAGUGCCAGGUCUUCAUUUGACCUGCUUAAAAGCGAAGGACACUUCAACUUUACUAGGAGAAGGUUCCUUCAGAGCCGCGUCAUUAAUGUAACGCGUCUGUUCUGCUCUUCACCCCAUAAUUCUAAGGUACCAGAGGUUGCGACAUGGGAACCAGUACCAGAGCACCAACUUCCCCCGCCAACCGAAAUCUCUGCAGACCUGGUGGACAAACUGGAGCGACUGGCCUUGGUGGAUUUCCGAACCAAACAGGGACUGGAGUGUUUGGAGAAAGCCAUUCGAUUUGCAGAUCAGCUUCACGUUGUUGACACAACCGGUAUUGAGCCAAUGGAUUCAGUUCUAGAGGACAGGGCGUUAUACCUGAGGGAAGAUGCAGUGACUGAUGGGAACUGUGCUGAAAAACUGAUUCACCUCUCCAAAAACACAGUUGAAGAAUAUUUUGUGGCACCACCAGGAAAUAUUUCUCUACCAAAGAGAGAAGAGAGGGCUGCCCUCCUGAAACACUCAGAGUUCUGAUAUUUAUGCACUUGUCCUUGAUAUUUCUGAGUAAAUGAAUGUGUCUUAGUGCCAAGAAAUAAAUUACGUAAAAUACUCUGUCAA
This is a messenger RNA of Solea senegalensis (Senegalese sole), 805 nucleotides long. RefSeq names its product glutamyl-tRNA amidotransferase subunit C (gene gatc). Gene Ontology annotation, biological process: regulation of translational fidelity; glutaminyl-tRNAGln biosynthesis via transamidation; mitochondrial translation. Gene Ontology annotation, molecular function: glutaminyl-tRNA synthase (glutamine-hydrolyzing) activity. The record is from RefSeq and is a predicted model, not a curated record. The transcript has 5 exons. Gene Ontology annotation, cellular component: glutamyl-tRNA(Gln) amidotransferase complex; mitochondrion. Bases 155 to 721 code for a protein of 188 amino acids. NCBI's taxonomy places the organism in Eukaryota, Metazoa, Chordata, Actinopteri, Pleuronectiformes, Soleidae.